Xylaria bambusicola is the source of this 1219-nucleotide messenger RNA. RefSeq lists its product as uncharacterized. Lineage: Eukaryota; Fungi; Ascomycota; Sordariomycetes; Xylariales; Xylariaceae. The transcript has 3 exons. The coding region runs from base 142 to 1074 and encodes 310 amino acids. The record is from RefSeq and is a predicted model, not a curated record.
GGAUAAUACUUAGUAGGAUGCGCGUAAGACAGCUAUCGUCGCUGAGGUCGUUCGAUAUAGUUAACAACGAAGUCCAGAACAAGCACCAAAAACCUAACAGAUCAUUCGACAUAAUCAACUUAGGCACUUUGUGAUCCAAUCAUGUCAUCGCUGGAUAUCUCAAAACUUUUCUCUGUCUCUGGCUUAGUCGCGGUAGUGACUGGCGGAGGGACAGGCAUUGGCUUGAUGAUUGCUAGAGCGCUUGAACACAAUGGUGCCAAGGUCUACAUCCUGGGGAGACGUGAAGGAAUCUUGAAGACUGCCGCGCAGCAGAAUGCGAUCCAUGGCAAUAUAAUACCUAUUGUCGCUGACGUGACUGAUAAAGCAUCUUUGGAUGCUGUCGUGUCUCAAAUUAGUCAGGAGACGGGAUACAUUAAUCUUUUAGUCAACAACGCUGGAACUAUUGGUCGCAGGCAUAAUGCUCUCACCCGGCCGGCGCCUUUCAGCGAUAUUCCAGGUCAGUUUGUGCACCCGAAAGGCGAACACGACCUGAGUACAGUGGACGGCAUUCGCGACUUUCUCUGGAAAGAUGAAGUUACCGACUGGGACGAUACUCUACGGACAAAUGUCAGCGGUGUCUGGUUCCCCAGCAUUGCAUUCCUUAGUCUUCUUAACAAGGGCAAUGAGAAAAAGAAUGUUGUUCAAUCAAGCCAGAUUGUGACAAUUGGGAGCAUUGGAGCUUUCAUCAGGAUUCUGGGCACGUCCUUCACCUAUAACCCCAGCAAGGCGGCUGCAAACCAUCUUGCGAAGAUGAUGGCUACAAAUUUCGUGCAAUGGGGUAUCCGAUCGAAUGUCAUUGCGCCAGGAAUUUACCCAUCCGAGAUGUCGGUCGGCCGGGGAAAGCUGGACGAGACAAAUAGGAAUCAUAUUCCAAUGGCCAUCCCGGUUGAGGAGAUUCCUAUGGGCCAUGUGGGAGACGAAGAAGACAUGGCAGCGGCAAUACUGUUCUUGGCUGGAACCGGAGGGAAGUAUAUGAACGGGAACGUCGUGAUCACUGAUGGUGGACGUCUUGGGAUAAGCCCAGCAGUGUAUUAGGUGCCUAACAGUAGUAAAUCCCGAAGUUAUUCUGGCUUCUCCUUACACUAGUCUCUCAUAUGCCUUAUCUCUUAUAAAUAGUUGAGAAUUGCCUUAGGAGUUGAGAUCCCAGCUCAAAAUUGCCGCAGCGAAUCCCUUUUCAUCA